Molecule: messenger RNA, 672 nt
Organism: Cryptomeria japonica (Japanese cedar)
Lineage: Eukaryota; Viridiplantae; Streptophyta; Pinopsida; Cupressales; Cupressaceae
Product: transcriptional regulator SUPERMAN
Exons: 1
Coding region: 45-542 (165 amino acids)
Source: RefSeq, a predicted model, not a curated record
CCACUAAAUGACGCACAAAAAUUCAAUUUCAUACACAAUUGUUCAUGGAAAUGGAUACCAGAGGAAGAGGAAAAGAAAAAGAAGAAGCAGAGAAGAGUAAACAAAAUGAGAACAAAGAGCAGAGUGGCUUAGCGGCCGGUCAUGGGGGUGAAGCGGGGGGCUCUGCGACAGUCCAGCCGAGGUUGUAUGAGUGUGUGUUUUGCAAAGGCAGUUUUACUUCUGCACAGGCGCUGGGUGGUCAUAUGAACGUCCAUAGGCGGGAGCGGGCUAGGCUUAAAGAAUCUUUGUCAAUAACAUUAUCAGCGCCUCAUGAGCAGCCUGCGAUCAUGCCGUCUCAGCGGAGUCCAGUGUCUUUAGCAGUUCCAUAUGACCAGGCUGUUAGCUCUUCGAUUUCUCCUAGGUUUUAUGCAACGCGCAGUAGAGAAAAACAGGGGGAAUCGUCUGAUGAAAAUUUGCAGGCAAAAGGGGGGAAAGAUCUUAAGCAAGGUGAUGAAGAGCUGGAUUUAGAGCUUCGACUUGGAGAAAAACCAGGGAAAAAGUGAGAGCUCUUUUGAGCUAUCUCUUGCUAUUCUUUGAUUCUUUUGUUCAUUUCUUUCAUUUUUUUACAGCACACGCCUCUAUGCUUUGUUAUUUCAGAAAUAAACUCUUUGUAGAAUGCAUCGGUUUCUUAAA